Molecule: messenger RNA, 8202 nt
Organism: Copidosoma floridanum
Lineage: Eukaryota; Metazoa; Arthropoda; Insecta; Hymenoptera; Encyrtidae
Gene: Lrrk
Product: Leucine-rich repeat kinase
Biological process (GO): protein phosphorylation
Molecular function (GO): protein binding; ATP binding; protein kinase activity
Source: RefSeq, a predicted model, not a curated record
CAGUACUGGCAAUGGCGACUCCAGAUCGGAGCAUCAAAACAGUCGCACUGCAGGGUCUUCCUCGUCUUUCGAUUAUAAUGGAUUCUAUUGUCAUUGUGGUCUGUGGGGCAUACAUCAAUCGAUGAAGCAACAACCACGGCUCAGGUACUAUAACCAUAUAGAGCGAUGGCAGCAGCGAGCACGGAUGGCCUCACUUUGACUAGGUAGUUGGAAAGAAAAACUACAGGCUCAAUGCAUCAGGCUGCGUCGUCCGUAACAGCCGACCCGGGUUGUGGCUCCCCGCAGGAUGAGUACGGCGGAGCUCGCGAGCCCGAGGAGGAGUUCCCGGGCCGGUUGUUGCACCAGGCGGCCCUCUGGGAUAACGCGGAACUGCUGGAGGACCUGCUGCGGGGCGAGCACCUUCAGCACGUGAACUGUACCGACUCGUGGGGCCGCUCGGCCCUUCAUGCCGCCGCCAUGAGCGAGGGCUCCCGCUGCCUGGAGGUGCUGCUCCGUGCUGGAGCUGAUCCAGGCUUGGCGUGCGGACCGCGUGGACAGCGACGCACCCCGCUACACGUCUGUGCUGAGCAUGGCCACGCGAGCAACGCAGAGAAGCUGCUGGAUCCGGAGACCCAGGGCACCUGGGUGCCACUGUUGCUGCUGGACUCUCGCGACGCCACCGGCAGAACGGCUUUGGAACUCGCCGAGAAGCACGACAACAUUGGCUGUUGCGAGGUCCUCAAACGGGUGGGCGAAAGACGCCAUCGAGCCCGCCUGGAUAUGCACGCCAAGUUGCGGCUCGCGUGCCUGCAGGCGGAUUGCGCGACCGCCCGAGCCGUGGUCCAGGAGUUGUUGGUGCUACAGCAAGCGUCCGGCCGAGCCGAGCUCGAGCGCGUGGUGAAUUUGGCACCGAACGGGGCCAACACGCUGCUGUUCUUGGCCAGCGAAACGGGCCAGCGCGACAUGGUCAAACUGUUGCUGGACAGCGGGGCCGAUUGCACCAUCCACCCUGUUACCCGCUACUCACCCCUGUACAUCGCCUGCUACAACGGCAAACUCGACAUCGUCGAGAUGCUGCUCAGCCGAUUCCCGGAGCAGGUCCAGUCUUUGACCGUUGAACGCUGGUUGCCUGUCCACGCCGCUGCCAUCAAUGGCCACCACGCCGUCGUCGAGCUGCUGCUAAACUUCAAAUACCCGCCGCACCUCUACCAAAGGUUUCGGGACGCGAGCGGUGAGCUCGAGUACGAAAUGCCUUUCGACAUCAACGGCCAGGACGUAACCGACCAGAACAUCCUGUACAUAUCAAGCGUGCUGGGCACCCAGAAAAUCGUCGAGCUCCUGUUGGGUUACCGCGUGCAGGCGCGCAGCGUCAACGGCAACAAAGACGAGGUGGAACAAGCCGAUUCGGCUCACCAGGCGUCCGGUGCCACCACGGCGCCCUUGGCCUGCAAGAGGAGGAUAUCCAGCGGCAUACAGCGCCUCAUGUCGAGUUUGAACUUUCGCAGCCGCUCUACCGAGGCCAAGAACAAGGACGAGAACCUCAUCUGUCCGCUCAACCUCGACCUCUAUUGCAACAACAACACCGAGACGGCGCUGCACGCGGCGGUCAAAGCUAGGCACACGGACGUCGUCGCCGCGCUCCUACAGGCCGGAGCAAACCCAAACCUGUUGCUCAGAGCUCCCGCGAACGAGCACCCAAACGACGGUAGAUCGGAGAGCCCGGGAAGCAGUGAGUGCAGUUCCAUCCUUGCUAUCGCGUGCCAGAAACGUGACGGCAAGAUAGCCGAGUUACUGCUUCGGCACGGAGCCACGGACAACGACUGCUCGGCUCUGAAGAUAGCCGCUCGCAACGGGGACGAGCUACUCACGGCCAAGUUGCUCGCGAUAAAGGCGCACCCCGACGCCGAGUACAAGAUCAACAAGAAGGCCUUGGGCGAGGUUGGCGGGGGCCUGGCCUCCUCGUCACACUUCUCCUCGGCGCUCUCGAGUUUCGGCGCCGUGGCCCACUCGGCCCUUUUUCCCGGCACCCCCACGAUGAUCAACUGGCACGAUCAGCAAUGCCGGCUCUCCCAGAUCCGACCCCAGUGGCUUUUGGACGCCGUGCUCCACGUCAACCGCAAACUCAGCUCCAAGAGCGCCGAGCUCGCGCUUUACGCCAUCACCCGUAUCGACAUAUCUCAGAAUUCCAUCACUUCGCUUCCCUCCACCAUCUUCUAUCUGCAGAGCCUCAGAUAUCUGAACGUGGCGCAGAACAAAAUCGAGUCCCUUGCAGCCGAGCCGAGGACCGCCAAAGACAAGCUGUGCCCGGUCCUCGAGGAAAUCUACUUGCAGGACAACCGGCUCGAGCAGCUACCCGAGUUCCUCAUGAGCAUGCCGGCUCUCGAGAUCAUGGACAUCUCCAAUAACAAGCUCCAGCGCCUGCCGGACAAUCUGUGGCGCGCCCCCAAACUCAAAGAGCUCAACGCCUCGUUCAACUUGCUGCGCGAGCUGCCCGUUGGCCAAUUCAACGGGCACCAACAGCAGCAGCAGAACGCCGCUGGUGGCAAGAGAUCUUCGGUCAACAGCUCACGCGGUGCCGAGCAUCCGGAGUACCCGCAAUUGGCCAGUAGUUCGAGCUGCAGGAGCCUAGCGACGCAGUUGACCAUGCCCAGGGACGAUUCUAUGGAUUUUGAUGCGUACUUUUCGAAAAUAGCCAAUGCCAGGCUCGUCGAGAUGGAGAGGCCGUUCGUGUGGACGAAAGGCAUCCAGGUGACGGAGAAGGUGCUGGACGAGGCCGAGCAGAACACCAACAAAUCCGUGCUCGCGUCUCUCAAUCUGGCGCACAACCUCUUCACCAGCAUACCCGUGGCGUUGCCCUGUCUGGCCGUGAGCCUCGUCAGGCUGAACAUGGCCUACAACUCGCUGAGAUCGAUGAGCCACAUCACCUCUUACCCGUCCACCUUGAAGCAGCUCGAUCUCUCGAACAAUCAGAUAAGCUGCUGGCCCAGCCUGCCCCAGAUCGAUAGUUACGAUGAGACCGAGCAAGCAAGCACGGCGUGUUACUGGCCAACGAGCGGACUGCAGUCGCCCACGGCCGCGCCAACGGGCCGACAGACGGCCACGUCCCUGCGCGACGUUGUCCUCAUGUCCGUCUGCUCGCACCGGCGCCACCUGAGGCUCGAGAGCUUGCGCACUCUCGUGCUUGCCAACAACCUGCUUACCCGCAUCCAAAUGACCUCGGUGGACGACGGGGAGUCCUCGUCGACGGCGUCGGCCUACCCUGCCGACGACGACUCCUCCAGCGACAAGGACUCCAGAUCCGGGCAUUCGGCCAAGAUGCACCUCCUUUUUCCCAACGUCAGCAUGCUCGACGUCAGCAACAACCAGCUGAAGGAAAUACCGGCUAAUAUUUACGAGCUGAGCAACCUCUCGGUGCUCAACGUCAGCGGCAACAGCGAAAUAACCGAGUUGCCGCCGCACAUGGGCCUAUUGUCGAGGCUCUGGAACUUGAACACCCAGGGCUGCAAGCUCCAAGAGCCCCUCAAGUCCAUGAUCGAGUCCAAAAAGUACAAGACGAUGGAUGUCAUCGGAUACUUGAAGUCCGUGCUGGAGGACGCCAAACCCUACGCUAGAAUGAAACUCAUGAUCGUCGGUAUUCAGGGCAUAGGGAAAACGAGCUUACUGGAGCAACUGCGCCAGGAGGGCGAGGUUCCCAACAAGAAAAAAUCCUCGGACCACUGGGCGAAGCGCAUGGGUAACAAGAACAUAAACUCGAAGACGGCCCGCGGCACGACGAUAUCCACAGUCGGGGUGGACAUUGCCGACUGGCUCUACGAGAAGAAGGUUCGCGGCCAGUCCUCCCACGGGCCGGUUUACUUUCGCACUUGGGACUUUGGCGGUCAGCGCGAGUACUACGUCACGCAUCAGUAUUUCCUGUCGAAGCGUAGCUUGUACCUCGUCGUCUGGCGCAUAAUCGACGGAUUCAAGGGUGUCAACGAGAUAUUUCAGUGGCUGGUCAACAUUCAGAGCCGAGCGCCAAACUCACCGGUGAUAAUCGUGGGCACGCACUACGACGUGGCUUACGAGCAAAGCGAGGCACUCCAGCAGUACAUACGCGACAAGUUCAUAAACGUCGUGGACGCGGAAAAGUGCGGCCUGCCGAAGGUCAUGGAGACGAUCGAGAUUAGCUGCAAGACGCGGCACAACAUUAAAAUGCUCUGCAACCUGAUCUACGACGUGGUUUUCAGUCUGAGAUCACCGGGCUCGAAGGAACUCCUCCUGGAGCAGAGGGUGCCGGCCAGUUACCUGGCUCUCGAGGACGUUGUCGUGCAGCUCGCCCACGAGCGUAAACUCUGCGGAGCUGACCCAGUCCUGAGAGCCGAGCAGUACUACUCGGCGGUGAACGGCGAACUGCAGAAAAUGCACAAGUCGUUCAGGGACCCAGCCGAGCUGCACCAGGCGACUAUGUUCCUACACGAGAACGGUAUCAUUCUGCACUACGACGACGCCACGUUGAAGGACCUGUACUUCUUGGAUCCCCAGUGGCUCUGCGACAUGCUCGCCCAUGUGGUCACGAUACGCGAGAUCAAUCCGUUCGCCAGGUCGGGCAUUAUGAAGCUGGACGACAUCCAGCACGUGUUCAAGUCGUCGACGAUCUCGAGCGCCGACACCCAGGGCUACAUCGUCUCGCUGCUGAACAAGUUCGAGGUGGCCCUGACCUGGGACUACCGCACUCUCCUGAUCCCGUCCCUCUUGCCCACCGAGGAGGAGCUUCACAGGAGCAACAUUAGCAUCAAGGUACCGGUCAAGUCCCGCGGCUGGCACAUGCGUUGUGCCAAGAUGAUGCAGGCGGCCAGCUCACCCUUGGUGACGAUGCAGCCAGCUCCGCCGCCUAUGGUUACUACAGGGUCGGCACCAACAACGCACGCUACUGGCAUCGAGGGUGUUCUCACUUCCCGGCCUCAGCCCGACUGCUCGAUCACGCGGCUGCUUCUCAUGUCCUACUUUCCCAGCGGCUUCUGGUCACGACUCAUCACGCGCAUUCUCGCCGACGAUGCCAUAGUGGAGAUCGUCAUGUCGUUUCUGACGCCCUUCAAGGACUUUGUGGACGACAAGAUAUUUGCCGCCCUGCUGGAGACACAUGCCGAGUGGCUGCUCUGGCAAACGGGGAUCGAGCUACGCUACGCGGGCAUCACCCUACUUCGACUCAAGGAGAUCAAUUACAACUAUCGCAACUCGCCCUACGACUACAGGCAGCACAAAUUCAAGCUUAAACAAGAUGGCAUCUGGUGCAACGUGGACCUGCGGUCGUCGGCGAUCCUUGAAAUCUGGUUCCCAGUGGAUACCCUAGUGAUCAAGCAGCCCAUACCCUCGGACUCGGAUGACGACGAGGAGCCAAUGGGCUACCAAGCGAUCGUCGUUGAGCCUCAGCCGGAGAGCAUGCCCCAGCUGCUGGCCCUCAUUGUCGACCACAUCGACAUCUUGCUGGAGGACUGGUACCCGACUCUGGGCACGAGGUUCGUCCACACGUCCGAGGGUAAGCUACUGGUCACGCGACUCAUCCCCUGCCCGAGAUGCCUCAUCGGGCAAUCGGAGGCCGCCGAAGAGGAGGCCGCCCGCGACUCCGAGCAUCACCACCACCAUCCGCUCCAGCCCGACGAACAUCCAGCCGGCUACUACGCGAAUAACCGGGAGCGCCAGAGCCAGGACAGUUACAAGUCAGACGGCGACAGUGGUGUCGGGCACGACAGCUCGUCGAGGAGCUCGAGCCGCAUGCCUUCGCUCGAGGGACACCCGGAGCUCACCGGCGACGACGCCAAGAGCGUCUACGCGUGGAUGGUGGAAGAAUGCAUCCUAGCAGCCUACAGCAACCGGAGCAUCGGCUGCCCGAGGCACUCCGAAGUGUUACUGACCCAGGUGGCGCCGGACAUCAUAUUCAUGGACCUGGGCGCCAAACACCUCAUCCGAUCGGAGGACGUGAAACGCGGCAAGAUGCUGGGCCGGGGGGCCUUUGGUUUCGUGUUCCGGGGCACGUGCCGGCUACCGAGCGUCAGUAGCCGUGGUGGUCAGCAACGCAGCAGCGUCGACGUGGCCAUGAAGAUGCUACAGCCUGUGCCUCCCGGUCCCAACUCACGCCAAUCGGCCCUGCUCGCCUACAAGGCGGCGCAAAGCAAAUGGGACCGGGACCCUCUGCAAUACGCUUGCAAGGCCUACUGCACCGCUCGACAGGAACUGAACAUCCUGCUGUCGCUGCGUCAUCCCAACAUCGUGCCCCUGGUCGGCAUAGUCAUCAGUCCACUUGCCCUCGUGCUCGAUCUCGCGCCCGAGGGAGCUCUCAACUGCGCCCUCAAGAAUUACCGUCGCUCGGGGGCGCGCCUCGAUCCCUACACCCUCCAAGCAAUCGUCCUCCAGAUCGCCAAGGCGCUCGAGUACCUCCACCAGCAGCACGUCAUCUACCGAGACCUCAAGUCCGAGAACGUUCUCGUUUGGCAGAUGCCGCAGCCCUUCCAUCGCCACCAUCAGGAACAGGCCACAGCGAAUGGGAAUUACUACUCGGCGACAGCGCCGGCCCUCGAUAAGCCAUUGCACGUCAAGUUGGCCGACUACGGCAUCUCCCGGCUGACUCUACCCUCGGGCGCCAAAGGCUUCGGAGGCACCGAGGGCUUCAUGGCCCCCGAGAUCAUCAAGUACAACGGCGAGGAGGAGUACACCGAGAAGGUCGACUCGUUCUCGUUCGGUAUGUUCGUUUACGAGCUGGUGACGCUGCGCCAGCCGUUCGAGGGCCACGAGUCCGUCAAGGAGUGCAUCCUCGAGGGCGGCCGGCCCGCUCUUACGUACAGCGAGACCCUGCACCCGUGCCACGCCCUCGAUCUCAUGGUCGUCUGCUGGGCUCAGAAUCCCCGGGACAGACCCACAGCCAGUCAAAUCGUCUCGAUCGCCUCUGCACCCGAGUUCACCCAUCUGGUGGACGUGACCCUCCUCACCGAGACCACCCACGUGACGGCAAUCGCGACGAUGAGCCGGCAGAUCGACGAGACCCUGACGGGCAGCGAGAUCUGGCUGGGCCACAACAAUGGCCAGGUCGAUGUGCUCCUGGCGACCGACAAGGCCUGGCUGCAGCACGUAAGAAUCGACACGCCUGUCGUGCCGUUUGCGAUGCGCUGCGUCGACGGCUACAUAUGGAUUGGCGACAAUACGGGCCAGCUGCACAUUUACCUCGCCACGAACUUUGGCUGCGUCGGUAACUUUCGCCUCGAAGCCGAUCCCAGCAAGGGCGCGAAAAUCGUGGCGCUCGACUACUUGGAGCAGCUAAAGUACUUCGCAGUGGCGCUACACAGCGGUAAAGUUCUCCUAGUGGCGAACAGCUUCACUCAGACUCGCAAAGUCGAUCUCGUUGACUCGUCCACCGACAACAUCAGGACGUACUCUUUGGCCGCUGUGUCGCGAAAGCGUCGCGUUCUCGAGCUGUGGGCGGGCCGGAGCUUUGGCCGCAUUUCCGUUUACACUCUCAAGGACACGACCCUCACGGAGACCCUGGAGCUGGAGCACGUGAGCGACGAGACGGCGAGUAAAAAUCUGUUUGCCACGUACUUGACGAGCGCGGAAAAUUCGGUCCUCAGUUACACUUAUCCAGGCUGCAUCGUCUACCAGUGGGACGUAGAAACGAAGCAGAUCGUCAACAAACUCGACAUGUCCAAGUUGGUGCCUUGUUCCGAGAGUCUCAAGUCCAUAUCGAUCGAGGAAAACCUGACGACGGAAAAGUGUCAAGUCACGGCACUGGAAACGUGCAAGAACCAGCUGUACAUCGGCACGACCUGGGGCUGUAUUGUCGUGGCAGAGUGCAACUCUCUGCGGCCGAUCACGGUGUUCAGGCCCUUUGAGGGAAAAGUCUCGCAGAUCAUUGCUUUUAAGUCACCGGACAAGAAGAGGUUGAUCAUGGCAACGGUGGGUCAAGGUUAUCGCAGUCUCAUAUCGAGAUACACAGACUUCCCUAUAGAUUGCUUGGCGGCCGAGGAUUUGAGGCAUAACAUGUACGUUUUACUGUGGAGAUCGGAGCACUGGUCUGCUGCAUGAACAUCCUAUUCAUUUAUCAAAGAGUAAACUUUUAGCGGACUUGAUGAAAGUAGCCGUGUAUUUUUUUAACUAAUCGUAGUUUUAAAAAAAGAAUUUGACAAUUAAUUUAAUUUUGCUCGACACGCUUGGAAUCAAAUGUUUUCUCACGAGUCAUUAUUUGUUAAACUGAUU